Bombyx mori (domestic silkworm) is the source of this 1270-nucleotide messenger RNA. Its product is annotated as thialysine N-epsilon-acetyltransferase. Bases 530 to 1042 code for a protein of 170 amino acids. The transcript is spliced from 5 exons. Lineage: Eukaryota; Metazoa; Arthropoda; Insecta; Lepidoptera; Bombycidae. The record is from RefSeq and is a predicted model, not a curated record. Gene Ontology annotation, molecular function: N-acetyltransferase activity.
GGACUUUUGGCGGGAACGCGAGGAAUGAAGUUGAGUGAUUUGUUUUAUUUUGUCUAUUUAGUGUUUCUUCGGGUUUAAAUGUGUAAUAAUGGUGGUUUAUUAACUGUUUAAUAUCUGUGAAAGUGCACAAAUGUGGGAAAAUGAAACAAUGCCGCUGGACGUAACUUCUCGGGAUCCUCCAAAAAGUCCACUGAAAAAAUCUUAGUAAAUGACCACCAUUUUACUGAGAUUAUAUUUCAUCCCAUAUCAUCUCAAUUCAUUUCAUUUCAUUUCACUCCAUAAUAUCAUUUUUCAUAAAAUAUGAAUAAUAUAAAUUAAAAUAAGACAUGACUUAAAGGUAUCAGUCACUAGGUCAUAAAAUCUCUUAAAAAAUGUAAAUUAUGUAAUUAAAUGUGUUUUGAGUUACGCACUCAAGAUUAAUUAUAAAUUCACAGCAACUACAUAUAUACUUCGGAUUGUAUACUGUUCACUCUUAGUUUACACAACGCUAGGUCUUUCAUAUUAGGCUGUAUAUAGGAAAGCACCUGAAAUGUCUAACAAAUAUAAAAGCGGUGAAGUUAUAGUCCGUGCAGCAACUAAACAUGAUAUGAGUGCAGUCGCUGAAAUGAUACAGGAAUUAGCAGAUUACGAGAAAAUGUCUGAUGGUCCAAAAUUAUCCAUUAAAGAUUUGGUGCAUGACGGCUUUGAAAAACAACCACCUGAGUUCUUCUGUAAAGUUGCAGAAAAACACAAAGAAAAUAUCUUAGGUUAUGCUAUUUACUUUCCUGUGUAUUCCACGUGGGAGGGACGUGCGCUAAUGCUGGAGGAUCUGUACGUGAGAAUGAAUGAGCGGCGCAGAGGUGUUGGUAGAUUGCUUUUCGAUGCAGUUGCAAAGGAAGCGUCAGCGACGGGCUGCUGCCGCCUGGACUUCCACGUCCUGGAGUGGAAUCCUGCUUGUUCGUUUUACGAGAGCAAAGGUGCGGUAAAUCUAACUAACAAGGAGCAGUGGUGCUACUACAGGCUUACGGGAGAUGCAUUACGUGACUUUGCCAAAGAUGGCUAGCGGCCGCGGCACCCUGACAGUACACGCUGUACCAACCGACCCGGACUCCGUCUAUCAAGUGCCUGCGGUUCGAUCUUUGACACACGGGAAGACAUCCUCACAUAUCCAUACAUUCAGUUACCUGGUCGCGGAACCAUUUAAAUAAAAUUAGAUAGGGUACAAGAAAAUAGUUCUAUGUGCUGAUUUUGUUUUUAUUUAUUAAGUUUACACCAUAAAUCGUUUUGUACA